Molecule: messenger RNA, 1657 nt
Organism: Anopheles bellator
Lineage: Eukaryota; Metazoa; Arthropoda; Insecta; Diptera; Culicidae
Exons: 3
Coding region: 308-955 (215 amino acids)
Source: RefSeq, a predicted model, not a curated record
CGUCAUGGUGGCCCGAAUGGUGCUGACGAGCGGCAGAGCCUGCGAAAGAGCUUCAGUUCCGAGGUGUGCGGCGAACCACUGCUUCUUCCGCGUUUAAAACCCACCAAAAUCCGAACGCGCAUGAGUCACGCAGCGCUUAGUGUUCGGCCGCGCGCAACGCAACCGUGAGAGUUGGUCAUAGAAGUGAAGUGAUUGGGCGUUAGUUGGGCAGCCUCGCCUAGAUACAGUUUCAUCUCGUGCCAUUGACCUAUCGAACGAGGCUCAGACGGGGUACAUAAUUUUCGAAGGCUUCCCAUAGGCGUGGAAAAUGGUGAUCGCGAAGGUGGGCCUUCUGCCAGUGGUGAUACUAGUGGUCCUGGCUCUUCCGUACGCCCUGGGAUGCCAAGGGAAGUGCGAUCGGUACGAGUACUGUGACACGCACGGCAACAAAUGCCUGCACUGUGAGCAGCUUUGCGCAAAGGACGAUUACGGCUGCUUUCAUAAUUGCAGUGACUACAAGCUAAAGGUGUUGGAGCGCGAAGUCUCAUCGCUGCAGAAGACUAUUGUGGCGUUCCAGAUUAUGCUGCUCGUCGCGGUGGCGGUGCUGGUGUUCCUCGCCCUGGUCUGGCUAGGGUACAAGCGGAAGCACAAACUGGUCGAGUGCCUACGUUGGCGGCCCCACGAGAAGGCCCAGCCAGGCUCGGCCGGACCCGUCGCGUACACGCAUGAAAAUCCCAACACCAAAAGCCCCCGACUGGGCCCCAAGAGUGGGGGCCAGGGCCAGGUGAAACAGCAGCCCACGUCCACCACGGUCAGCAUCUACCCGGACACGGAAGCGGACCACUCGGUGCAGACGGGAACGACCUCGAUCAGCCAUCGGCACCCGGCGGAAGAUUCCACCGAGAGCUACUCGUACGAUAAUGCGGGUCUCAACGUCACCCCGACCAGUGUGCUGCCGAAGCCCCCGAAGUACUAGGCUCCCGUGGAGGAUCCUGCGGUUUACGUGACCCGUUCGUACUUAAGCCCGUGUUUCCAUGAAGCAUCGCACUCCCUUCACGAUCUUCCGCUCAGUUCUAGUCUAGUUACGGUGUGGUGCGCUCACAAACGGUUUUUCAGAUGGUUUUAAACGAGGACUUCAUCAGGCACGGACCCUUGAGCAAGUAACGUUGAUGGAAAAUAAUGCAAAAAAAAGUAUUACCUAUAGGAGCAUAGAGCCUUAAGACGAAUCUCGUAGUGCGUAGGUUAUGACCACCCCAAUGCUUCAAUUCCACGAUCUUACUUCGAUCUUCUUUCGAUCAAAGGUGGACCAUGUGUUGGCAUUUCGAAGUUUUAUUUUCACUAUCUUAUUAUCGUUUUUAGCUAGAGUACUUCGUGAACCGACAUUGCACGUUCACUUGCGCCUCGCGUGCGCCAUUUUCGAGAUUCACACGCGUUAGUAGUGGAACUUGUAGCGGUAGAGCUACCUCGGGCGGGGUGUGUAGGACAAUUGACUAUACGUUCCGUUCAGCUGGGAGCGUAGGGAAACGAGGCGCGAGACACCGGUUUGCAUAGCAAGUCGGUCCAUUCGCAAGAUCCGUCCGGAAACCGCGCCGGCGGCCAAUAUAGUAAAGUAAUGUAAUGCCCCUACGAACUGAAACGAGAGGAUGCGUUUUUCACUCAAUUUUAUCACCUUCCCAUA